UCUCUAGGCUGCGCGCAGAGGCAGAGAGCACGCACUAGAGAGGAGGAGGAGGAGGAGGAGGAGGAGGAGAGGGAGAAGGCUGAGGAGUGGAGAUGUGUGGGAUCUUGGCGGUGCUUGGAUGCGCGGACACGUCUCUUGCGAGGAGAUCCCGCAUCAUUGAGCUUUCUCGCAGGUUGCGUCACAGAGGCCCUGAUUGGAGUGGCAUACACUGUUAUCAAGAUUGUUACCUAGCUCACCAGCGUUUGGCUAUCGUAGAUCCUGCUUCUGGAGACCAACCACUCUAUAAUGAAGACAAAACAAUUGUUGUUACGGUUAAUGGGGAGAUCUACAACCACAGUGAGUUGAGAGCCAAGCUCAAGAAUCACCAAUUCAGGACUGGCAGUGAUUGUGAAGUCAUUGCUCAUCUUUAUGAAGAGUAUGGAGAAGAUUGUGUGGAUAUGUUGGAUGGCAUGUUCUCUUUUGUGCUUCUUGAUACUCGUGAUAAAAGUUUCAUUGCAGCUCGUGAUGCCAUAGGAAUCACUCCUUUGUAUGUCGGAUGGGGUCUUGAUGGCUCUACUUGGUUUGCUUCAGAGAUGAAAGCUUUAAGUGAUGAUUGUGAGCGAUUUAUGUCCUUUCUCCCUGGACAUAUAUACUCCAGUAAGAAUGGAGGGAUGCGGCAGUGGUACAACCCCCCAUGGUUCUCAGAACGUAUCCCAUCAACUCCUUAUGAUCGUCUACUUUUACGUGAGGCCUUUGAGAAGGCUGUUAUUAAGAGGCUGAUGACUGAUGUACCUUUUGGUGUGCUCUUGUCCGGUGGUCUUGAUUCUUCACUUGUUGCUGCUGUAGCAUCACGGCAUUUGUCUGAGGUUAAAAGCGCCAUCCAGUGGGGAUCUCGAUUACAUACAUUCUGUGUUGGUUUGAAGGGUUCUCCUGAUCUGAAAGCUGCUAGGGAAGUUGCAGAUUAUCUUGGUACCAUCCAUCAUGAGUUUCACUUCACAGUGCAGGAGGGUAUUGAUGCACUCGAAGAAGUCAUUUAUCACAUUGAAACUUAUGAUGUGACAACUAUUAGGGCAAGCACACCAAUGUUUUUGAUGUCACGCAAGAUUAAGUCAUUGGGUGUAAAGAUGGUGCUUUCUGGAGAAGGUUCAGAUGAAAUUUUUGGCGGUUACCUAUAUUUUCAUAAGGCGCCCAAUAAGGAGGAAUUUCAUCAGGAAACAUGUCGGAAGAUUAAAGCUCUUCACUUGUAUGAUUGCUUGAGAGCCAACAAAUCUACUUCGGCGUGGGGCCUAGAAGCUCGUGUUCCUUUUCUUGACAAAAACUUCAUCAACAUUGCGAUGGACAUUGAUCCGGAGUGGAAAAUGAUCAAACCAGGUCGCAUUGAGAAAUGGAUCCUUCGCAAUGCAUUUGACGAUGAGCAGAACCCAUUUCUACCAAAGCACAUCUUGUACCGGCAAAAAGAACAAUUCAGUGAUGGAGUCGGGUAUAGCUGGAUUGAUGGCUUGAAGGAUCACGCAAAUGAACAUGUUUCUGAUGCCAUGAUGACCCAUGCAAAAUAUGUAUAUCCUGAGAAUACACCAUCAACAAAAGAAGCAUAUUACUACAGGACAAUCUUUGAGAAGUUCUUUCCAAAGAAUGCGGCGAGAUCAACCGUUCCGGGUGGUCCAAGUGUGGCAUGCAGCACGGCAAAAGCAGUAGAAUGGGACGCGGCCUGGGCGAACAACCUCGACCCAUCUGGCCGGGCUGCUCUUGGAGUUCAUGCUGCCGCCUACGAUGAAGUGAAAGAAAAAACUCAAAUUGUCAAUGACUCGAUGAAUAGCUUCCCUCAAAAACUUAAGGAUGAUGUAGUAAUGGUAGCAAAUGCAGCCACAACUGCUGUUUAAGUAUAAUAGGGGUACAAGCAUUUGGCAGAACAUUUUUUUUUUUUUGGACUUUUGAAUCUUUUUUAGGGUUUUGUUGCUGAAGAAGAUUGAUGAAUUAUCACCUUAAUUUAUGUAAUAAAAACUGAAUUACUAAAUCGUGUAGAUUUCGCUUCUUAUAAA
Messenger RNA from Dioscorea cayenensis subsp. rotundata (Guinea yam), 2018 nucleotides. RefSeq names its product asparagine synthetase [glutamine-hydrolyzing] 2. Gene Ontology annotation, cellular component: cytosol. Lineage: Eukaryota; Viridiplantae; Streptophyta; Magnoliopsida; Dioscoreales; Dioscoreaceae. Gene Ontology annotation, molecular function: asparagine synthase (glutamine-hydrolyzing) activity. The transcript is spliced from 14 exons. Bases 93 to 1859 code for a protein of 588 amino acids. The record is from RefSeq and is a predicted model, not a curated record.